AUGGUAUGGGCAUGCAUAGGACGUGGCAUGAAAAGGAGCCGGAGAGGACUGGCAUUCGCUAGAGGCUGGCCUCACAACACACUUUUCACUGGCAAGGUAUCGUAUAUCGGACCCAUACAGAUUGGUACCCCUCCUCAAUCGUUUCUGGUGCAGUUCGACACAGGCUCUGCAGACCUGUGGGUCCCCUGCAAGGGUUGCAAUCCCCACGAAGCCGCUUGUAAGAAUCAUCGUCAGACCAGCGGAUACGACGGUAUUCUCGGCAUGGCAUGGCCGUCAGACGCA
This is a messenger RNA of Ostertagia ostertagi, 282 nucleotides long. NCBI's taxonomy places the organism in Eukaryota, Metazoa, Nematoda, Chromadorea, Rhabditida, Trichostrongylidae. The record is from the annotation of a GenBank genome assembly.